Messenger RNA from Triplophysa dalaica, 3367 nucleotides. RefSeq names its product carcinoembryonic antigen-related cell adhesion molecule 1-like. The transcript is spliced from 6 exons. NCBI's taxonomy places the organism in Eukaryota, Metazoa, Chordata, Actinopteri, Cypriniformes, Nemacheilidae. The coding region runs from base 174 to 1460 and encodes 428 amino acids. The record is from RefSeq and is a predicted model, not a curated record.
GUUUUUUCAAUAGAAAUUGAGAAAAUGCGCGUUCGCGCGACGGGGGCCCUUCACUGCAGGCGAGCUUUUCUCGGAACAACAGCGGCGGCUGUUACUCGGAGCUUAAAAACAAUAAACACUUAAGUCGUCUUUAUGAACUCAAACACCAAACUUACUUACAACAACACAGAGUAAUGAAGUUAUACACGAAGAUCUCUUUACUCUUUAUCAUCUCUUUUUUCAUCAACGGUGUGUUUGGUGAUGGUCAUGAGAGUUUGAUAGUGAAUGAAGGAGGAUCUGUGACUCUACACACUCAUCUUACUGAACUACAGACAGUUGAUCUGAUACAUUGGACGUUUAAAGGUGUUCUCAUAGCUAAUGUCAACAGAGUGUUCGACAGAGAUCCAGUUUAUGACUCUGAUGUGAGAUUUACUGACAGACUGAAGAUGAAUCCUCAGACUGGAGAUCUCACCAUCACAAACAUCACAUCUGAACACACUGGACUUUAUCAACUAGAGAUCAUCAGUGAAAAGACAGAAACAAUGUUUCAAACAUUCAGUCUCCGUGUGUUUGGUGAGGAGACUGAGAGAGUGUCAGUGAAUGAUGGAGGAUCUGUGACUCUACACACUCAUCUUACUGAUCUACAUACAGAUGAUGUGAUAGAGUGGUGGUUUAAAGGCGAUCGCAUAGCUAGAAUCAACAUAGAGGACGAGAACAGUGAUCAAUUUUAUUACCCUGAUGAGAGAUUUACUGACAGACUGAAGAUGAACAAUCAGACUGGAGAUCUCACCAUCACAUACAUCACAUCUGAACACAUUGGACUUUAUCAUCUAGUGAUCAUCAGAGGAAAUAUCAUCACAAAAACAUUCAGUCUCCGUUUGUCUCCUAAAGUGAAGAUAGUAAAAGAGAGAGAUUCUGUCUCUCUACACAUUGAUGUUACUGAGAAACAGAGAAAUGAGAAGAUACACUGGAAGAUCAAACACAACAACUUUCCUGUAGCUGAAAUCAUUACAGAGAAUGGAAAGAUCUCAACACCUUUUAUUGAAGAGAGAUUCAGAGACAGACUGAAGCUGGAUGAUCAGACUGGAGAUCUCAUCAUCACACACAUGAAGAAUGAAGACUCUGGACAGUAUGAAGCAGAUGUCACCAUUGGGAACAACACGCACACAAUACACAAGACAUUCAGUGUCACUGAGUCAGCUGGAGGUCUCUCUUCAGGUGCUAUAGCAGGGAUAUGUGUUAGUGUUCUACUGGUCAUCGCUGCUGCUGCUGUUGUUGUUGCUGGUGUGAUUUACCAACGUCACAGAUCGUCAAAUUCAGAAACACAAGAGGGUUCCAACAGUGCAAGUGAGUUAGAAGCCAUAAAUGAGAAAUCCAUCAGCUUCAGUGUUGUGGCGUCUUCAGUCUGCUGUUCAAAUGCUCAUCAAACUCACCCUCCAUCUGCAAGCUCUCUGGCGUCUAUCACAGCGGAACUCACCUAGGUUAAAAAGAUUUCAGUAAAAAUGUCCAUUGUUCUCGGUUACAAAGAAGUACAGGAAAUCAGCCUAUUUGAACAAGUACACAGUAGGAAAGUUUUAGAGGUGUCGUGAAGUGGCCUUUUUAUUAUUUUUAUACUGUCUGAGGUCAACUCUUCUGAUAUUCGUGUGGUUUUUACAUUCAAAAACUCAAAAAUUUUUUUUUUACGGGCGGUCCGCAUUAAAGACUUAGUAGUUAAUGCCCACUGCUAUGAUUUGAUGACGAUACUGGUGGACACGUAAUGUAGGUUACACAUAAUCAGGGCAUAUCAAAUGAUCUCGAACAAAGCAAUAUUGACGCAUAGUACAAAUAUCUUUAACUUGCACAAGAUUGCUGCGCCAUUCCUGUCGGAUGCAAUAUUGAAGGUACUGCAUUGCCUUUUAUUCUCAGUCUCUCUGCAAAUCCAGUGUUUACCUGUGCCUUGUUUACAAAGUUAAAUGAACCAAACAAGUUAAAAUUGAUUUCUUAAUCACGACAUCUUUAAAAGUACGCAAACUGAGCGCAUUAACAAUACUUGAAUUCCUGGAAUACUUGUAGUGCCUUACACUCUGACCGUUACAUUACCACUAAAGUGUCAUAUAGCAUGGUAGGAACAUGAAGGAAACGUGCAUUAAAUAUAAUUGAAAUAUAUAAUAUAUAUAAUAGAUGUGUAUAUAUAGAGAAAUUUAAUAGGAAAUCGACUUGGGUAUUAGGUUUUCAAUGUUUUGACUCUAAUGGCUACCUGAACAAUUUUCAGUUUGUUUUUUGUCUUUGUGCUGUAAAAACUGACGUUCUGCCUUUGACACUACUUUUGCCUUUGUGAGUUUGUUAAUGAUUGUAUGUUGUCAGGUACAGUUUUUUUUUUUGUUGGAUUGACUGCUGUUCAUUUCAAACCCUUGACAUAAUCAUUUAGUUUGUUUGAGAAAUUUAGUCGUUUUGGGGAAAUAAUGUGAUGUGAAUACCUAAAAAAUGUGAAUACCUCAAAAUUUGAAUCACAACUUCAUUAAAGGAAAUUAGUGAAAGGGAGGGGUUACUUGUGACCAUAGGUACACUAAAGGUGCUGCUACAAAAGGUUCUUUACAGUGAUGCUUCCCCAAAGAACCACUUAAAAGUGCCUAUUUAUCACAAAUUGGUGUGAUUCUAUAUGGCCUCUAACUGCACACUCCUGCCAAAGCACUGUUUAUUAAUCACCAAACAAAUGUCUGUAACAAACUUCACUAUUUUGAGACAACUGAAAUCGACUGUGCCAUUGACUGACUGAAACCUGGUCGGUCUCGAACCUUGAAACCUUCCAAUGCCUCAUUCGCCAUGUACUGAAAAUUGAAACUGCUGGGUGACACAGGUGCCUGUGUUUUCUUCACAGCUUUUCUAAACUGUCAAACUUGCCAGAAAAACAAAAAUGCCAAGUAUUCAGCACUUUCGCGUUCGACUGAACAUCCGACUGUACUUAACCCAAAAGGGAAUUCAGUCAAUUAAGCUAGCUUUUGUUUUGUUUUGUUAGAGUAGUUUUAACCAGUACGUCUUUGUAAUAGCUAUUACUACAUACUUAGGAAACGUUUGGUUCUUUUAGUUAUUUGAUGGUCUUAUACAACUUUGUUGUUGUCAUUGUUUUGUUGUUUAAAUAAGCCAUAUUAUUAUUAUGUGUUAUUUUAUCACUAAUAUGCAAAUUCAGAUCAAACAUAUUUAUUUUAAGCAUUGAGUUAUUGUGAAUGUAAAUGUAUUAUACACCGUAUUGAUGUGUAACAAUAAACUCAUGCCAUUUAUAAAUUUGAGCAUGUAUUUUUGUAGUUCCUCUAUGACUCCAACUUAAGUAUCUGUACAACUUAAUUUUUGAUGUUUCAAAAUGUUUAAAGUUAAUUGAUAUUUGAUAAUAGAGAGAAAGAAUAUGCUUCAA